Harpia harpyja (harpy eagle) is the source of this 3907-nucleotide messenger RNA. It is a transcript of the gene PTPN22, whose product is annotated as protein tyrosine phosphatase non-receptor type 22. Gene Ontology annotation, molecular function: non-membrane spanning protein tyrosine phosphatase activity. Lineage: Eukaryota; Metazoa; Chordata; Aves; Accipitriformes; Accipitridae. The record is from RefSeq and is a predicted model, not a curated record. Gene Ontology annotation, cellular component: nucleus; cytoplasm. Gene Ontology annotation, biological process: negative regulation of nucleotide-binding oligomerization domain containing 2 signaling pathway; regulation of non-canonical NF-kappaB signal transduction; positive regulation of CD8-positive, alpha-beta T cell proliferation. The transcript has 21 exons. Bases 107 to 2470 code for a protein of 787 amino acids.
ACAGCCUGCCGCGAGUGCUCUCCAGGCUGGUGCUUUCCGCUGUGGCACGCACUUGACAUGUCCGUUCCCAGGUUCGGCAGGCCAGUCACGCUCGGUCUCCGGCAACAUGGACCAAAGGGAGAUUCUGCUGCAAAACCUGGAAAGGGCCGAAGGCAAGAAGCUCAACCGAGAAGAGUUUGUAGACGAGUUUUUGAAGCUGAAAAGGCAGUCAACAAAGUAUAGAUCGGAUAAAAUCUACCCUACAGCAGCAUCUGAGCAACAAGAGAACAUCAAGAAGAACAGAUACAAGGACAUCUUACCCUUUGACCACAGCAGAGUGGAGUUGUCCCUGAUUACAUCAGAUGCAGAUUCUCAUUACAUCAACGCCAACUUCAUCAAGGGUGUCUAUGGGCCAAGAGCAUACAUUGCAACGCAGGGUCCUCUCCCCACUACUGUCACUGACUUUUGGAGGAUGAUUUGGGAGUAUGAAGUCCUGAUUGUGGUCAUGGCUUGUAUGGAGUUUGAAAUGGGAAAGAAGAAAUGCGAGCGGUACUGGGCAGAGGCAGGCAGCUCUCCCCUGCAGUGUGGUCCUUUCUCCGUCGCCUGCGACACUGAAGAGAAGAAAAAUGAGUAUGUGAUUAGGACUUUAAAGGUGACCCUGAAUGAGGAAAUCCGCACUGUCCACCAGUUCCACUAUAAAAACUGGCCAGACCACGAUGUCCCCUCGUCCAUCGACCCCAUCCUGGAACUCAUCGGUGAGAUUCGCUGCUACCAGCCGGACGACAGUGUCCCCAUCUGCAUCCACUGCAGUGCCGGCUGCGGGAGAACAGGAGUCAUCUGUGCAAUCGACUACACCCAGAAGCUGCUGAAGGACGGAAUUUUUCCAGUGAACUUCAGUAUUUUUAGUCUGAUCCAGGAAAUGCGCACGCAAAGGCCUUCCAUAGUGCAGACCAAGGAGCAGUAUGAGCUGGUUUAUGAUGCGGUGAUUGAGCUCUUCAAAAGGCAAAUUAAAGCACUUGAUGCCCAGGAAGAUUCUGCUGCUUCACAGGUACAAAGAAGGCAUCCUGUAGCCAAGCCGCUUCUGACUCCAGUGGAAGACAUUUAUUCUCUGAGAUUACUAACCUGCUCGGAGCAAGAGGAACAGGAUGUGCAUCAACGUCUUCCUCCGGUGGUACAAAGCAAAGCUUCCCUGAUAUCGUUGUCUGCCACGGGAGUACACGACAGCUCGGAAUGUGGAGUCCCUCCCAUCAGACAGGCCAUCUCCUUUGGCACUUUGAACUUCAUCAACUGCAGAAAGGCAGCUGCCGCUGAGAAGCAGGGUGCUGGGGACGCUCUUCAGAAACACCGCAGUUUGGAGUUCAACAGCAUCUCUCCUGAGCAGCUGCUUCUGAGCCUGGAACCGAAGGGAGCAGGCAGGAGAGGGCCUCAUGGCAGAGCACCUCUGACACGGACUGCAUCGACCCCUUUUGUGCUGGCACAGUGGGGAGAAGGCUGGGAAUGGGAUGGAGGGGAUGCAAAGCCCGUUUUGAGUUCACAGUUGCCACAUGCCUGUUACUCAAGCUUUCAGGUGAAGAAGCAGGAUGGAUUUUCCCCUGUUGAGCUGAAGCACUUGAGCCGAGAAGCAGACGGCCCCCCAAGCCGCAGGAACCAUGGGCAACGUCCUUACUCUUACCUCUGCUCAGCAGAAGACCCCUACUUCUCUUCACUCUCUCCAGACGACCCCGUGUCCCCCGUGUUUGCUGAGUGCUUUGUGGAGGGGCAGGAUGCACGGCUCCCUUCUUGCGCUGCGAGUGCCCCACUGCAGCCUGCCGUGGCCAGCUCCCCACCACCCAGGCCUGUGUCCCACCACGCUCCCCCGCUGAACGACGAGAGGAUAUCCUCCCCGACCACCCUGCCACAGCCAGAUGAUGACGAUCCUCCGCCCCUGCCCGAGCGAACCCCUGAGUCCUUUAUUGUGGCCAGUGAAUCUGGACAAUUUCCUCUGGUCACUUCUGAUUUUCAGCUUCCAGCCAGAAACGCAAAUAUCGGAACCUCUUUGGAGUGGAGUGGUGAGUCUCACUCAGAGAUGUUUAAUGACUCAGCAAGACUGAGACCAUGUAAGAGUGUGAAGCUGCAGAGGCCACAAACAGAGACAACCCGGGAUCGCUCUAACUCUCCUCCCCCGCUUCCUGAAAGAACCCCAGAGUCAUUUGUUCUUGCUGACGGAGCAAGUCUGCAGCCUGCUGCAAGACAUUCUACAAUGAGUCCUCCAGGCUUGGAGAACAAUGCUUCCAAAACAUCGUCAAAAGAGCCUAUGAAAUGCUUCAGGAGAAGCAAGAGCUUGAAAAUACUGAAAAAUGUGAGAAAGAGCAUCUGUAGUCCAUCUUCACUGACAAAACCAUCAGAAUCUGCCCCGUUAAACCAUUCGACGUCUUUCCUUCACUUUGGCUUUGCAAAUCGAUUUUCAAAACCUAAAGGACCAAGAAAUCCACCACCAGCAUGGAAUAUUUAGAUACGUUUUAUAGAUUUGGCGUUACAGAUUUGUGAAGUCCUCUUGAUACACCUUGAGUGCUCACCCCAGCAAGGUUUCCAUCAAAAUAAAUACAUCAAAAGCUGUUGCAUGAUAUUUGCAGCUCAGGCACUACUUGCACAUUCUUCACCAACUAAAGUUUUAAAGUAAAGUACCAGCAACUAAGCACUUUCAGUUAAUUUACAACAGGAUGGAAACUAAAAAUGGGAAUAGAUAUUUUAUCCUAAGGAGGGAUAUAUUUUUGUUGUGUUUUGGAACACAUUCACUUCAAAAGGAUGGAUUUGAGCUUUCUGAAACAAAGCAGUGCAAACUGGUGAUAGGAUCUAGCAAAAACUAUUGAAUGAUAUGGAGGGCCAACAGUGCAGACCAAAGCAGAACAAGACUCUGGAUCGUGCAGACCCAGCAUCUGUGUAACUUCACUUGCAGGUGUAGGUCUACCACAAUCAAAGACGUGCACAUCCUUAAAUGUUUACAUUACUUGGACUAAAAGAGAAUUAGCUACUCAGACUUUAGAAAUAAUUUUCCUUUAAAUUUUUUUCAUCUAAGCAAAUCAGAUAAUUUGUCUAGGUUUUUGGUCAAUGAGACUAAGAUGGUGAUUGCUCAUAUAGAAACUAAACUAGUGUAACAGACUGCAGAAUUAGCUGACCCAACUGCCUUCGCUACCUGGAAAAAAAACCCACAAACAAAAAACACCACCACAGCAAGCAAAAUAUCAUUGUAUGUUUAAAGCAAUGCUGUUUUUAAGGAUUUGUGACUCUCCAGCACAAAAUUUCAGAUGGGUAUCUCAGAAGAUGAGGUUUCUAGACAGAUUCCUCUGCUAUUUAUAUCCUCAGUGGGGUGGGACAAAGAUGUUGAGAACUGCUUGUAUACGACUUUUCCUGUAGAGAGAGAAAAACAAAGUGGGAUUUGGGGGAUUUGGUCAAGAGAGGAAUCUACUGACAACGACCCGAAGAGAGAACUCAAGCUGGUUUAAAGCUGCUUUUGCUGGAGCAGUGGCUAAUACGGCCCGGAAGGAGCCUGCCUUACUUGUCGCCGAAGCCACCUGCUUCCUCAGCCGCAGGAGCCAACAGACGACCCUACCCAACCGACACUCCCGUUGCAAGUCGCUUCUGCGUUGCACCGAACCCACCAACACCGGCCGGCGAAGCGGGCCGGCCGGAGGCCGGAGGCCGGCCUCGACGCCUUCACGCGGCCGGCCGCCAGGUCGUGCUGCCCGAACCGCCCCCAGCGCUGCCAGGCCGGCCGACGGCCGCCUCCGUCCCCGGUUCGACGGCGCCGUUGCUCGGGCAGUCGUACCAGAGCCCAGCGGUCGCGUGUUUAGCCGAGGAAGCGUUUUAUGACGUGUGGGAAAUGCCGUAAAAAUAAAAGUUUCAUUUAUCGGCCUGCACGCCCGGCUGUACUGACGGGUCCGCGCGCGGG